Molecule: messenger RNA, 1219 nt
Organism: Onthophagus taurus
Lineage: Eukaryota; Metazoa; Arthropoda; Insecta; Coleoptera; Scarabaeidae
Gene: Jwa
Product: Jwa
Cellular component (GO): membrane
Source: RefSeq, a predicted model, not a curated record
AUAAUAGAUGAUAUCAUUUCUUAUGUUCCUGAAAUGUUGGUUGCAUAAGAACUGGGCGCUUGAAGGUGAUUUUCUUGCGAUACGAAAGCUGUGAAGAUUUUUGGUAAAAUGUUCAAGCCAACGAAAGAUAAUGGUAUGGAAUUUGCUCCUUUGCGAACGCUGGGCGAUUUUGUGUUGGAAUCAGCCCGGUUUCAAUUGCCGAACUUCAAAGAUCUUGAUAAAUGGGGUUAUAGAGUGACGAAUAAUUUGCUCUAUUACCAAUCCAAUUAUUUUCUCAUGUCUCUUUUGGUAUUCGCUAUAAUCGGGGCUUUACAUCCUGUUAAAAUGGUAUAUGGUCUCGCUACCAUUACCAUUUUGAUUCUCAUAUUCUGGUACACCACCAACGAAAACCCCAUGGCGAGUGAUUUCAAAAAGAACCACCCUAUUGUUUCAAUAUUGUUUGUUCUAGGUGGAAUUUAUCUUGUCAUGAACAUGCUUGAUUCUAUUGUGGUGUUCUUUAUUGGUAUUUUAUUUCCAUUCUCAGCUAUAUUCAUUCAUUCUUCUUUACGUUUGAGAAGUGUAAAGAAUAAAUUGGUGAACCAAGCAGAAAAUUACAAGCUUACUCAAACUCCAAUGGGAUUUUUUCUUAAGGAACUUGGACUUCGCACAGAUGUAUUUUGACUGGAAGUGUAAAUUACGAAACUUUAUGAGGCAGCUCAAGAUAAUGUGGCGAAGGUGCCUCACUCACAACAGUUACCGUACAGUAAAUUUGGAUAUUGAUUAAAAUAAAUAAGAGCUGUGUACUUGAAAGCUUAUAUAUUUUGUUACAUAGUAAGAAUAAAACUAUACUCUUUCAAGUCUUAAAAUAGUUAUUAAAAUUUUGUUGUAAACUUGGGAAGGCAUAAAUUCAAGAUAGAUUUUUAGGUCAUAAGGAUUUAAUAUCUUCUAUUUUAAAAAAAUAGAUCGAUAUGAUAAAUUUAAUUCAUCUCCAAACACGCGUUCUCCCAAGUUGAAUUUAUAUUUAUACAAUAAUAUACCUUACACUUUCAACUCUACUUAACUUGAAAAAUAUAUCUAUUUUUUUAUAUAUUUGUUACCUAUUUAAGCGUUUUAGGAUUUUUUUAUUGUAUGCUUACGUUAUAUUUAUCUAUUUGUGAAAUAUAUACUCUAGUCUUUUAUUGUAUUUAAAUUGAAUACGCGUUAUUAUGUAUUAUUACAAUAAAAUGUUUUUUGAUUCAAA